This is a messenger RNA of Drosophila takahashii, 1033 nucleotides long. RefSeq names its product small ribosomal subunit protein bS6. The record is from RefSeq and is a predicted model, not a curated record. NCBI's taxonomy places the organism in Eukaryota, Metazoa, Arthropoda, Insecta, Diptera, Drosophilidae.
UAGUAAAACCGACUCUGCCUUAUUUCUACAUUUGUUUUUUACAAUAAGUUCCGGUAUCUGUUUUCCUUACUCGUUGCAGUCUGAAGCAAAAUGGCGCACAACUCAACAUUGAUCCGUAAGGCGAAAACAACCCGAUUAGAGAACCCGUCGAUAGCCCAGACUUAUCGACAGCAGGUCGACGAGUACGGACCGUCGAAAGAUAAGAUUUCCAAAGUGAGUAACAAUCGACGCACCAAGACAUCCAAACAGCAGAUGCCGGAACCACCAAAAGAUAUUAUCCACAAUAUGAGCAGGAUGAGUAAUCCGUUUGAUAUGGCCCAGUCUUCCAAAAAUGCGAUCAGAGUUGCCGGAGGUGGCGGUGCAGCAGUGACUUCAAAAUACCAAAGCCGUGUUACUCUAAACAGCCAACCAUCCAAAACUGUUCGACCCUCGGUGACUACAGCUAGCUUUCAAAAACUGACACCCAAGGAGAUAAAGGAGCUCAAGGAAACCAAAGAAUUCAAAGUUUUUAAGGAACCCAAAGAAAUCCGAUGUUUUAAGGAACCCAAGGAGCUUAAAGAACUUAGGGAACACAAAGAGCAGAAGGAGCCCAGGGAACUGAAGGAACCUAAAGAACCCAAAGAAACCAAGGAUCCCAAGGUUAAGGGUGCCGAUAAAUCACCCCAUCUCAGUCAUCGUUCCACCCGUCAUAACACCAAUCGCACCAAGAACUAUUUCGAUAAAUACCUUAAGUUCGCCUUCGAUCUAAGUACUCCCGAGGGAGUUAAGAAGCUGGAGGACCAUUUCUUUCCCAACCAAAUCCCAAAUGCUACUGGCAGCUUGAACCCUAAGCAAGAGGAAUAAUUAAAUCACGAUUUUGAUCACUUUAAAGGCGAAUUAUGUUGUGCCCAAAUUUUCAAGUUUUUUACAAAAUGAUUUUUAAAUUGCAGCGAACCUUUCUUCUGAAAUCAAAUUGGAAAAUUGUCAAAUGCAAAUGUUAUACAAGUUAAUAAAUCGAAAUCUUAUGAUUUUCUUGUUAAUUAUGUUAAUUAAA